Manduca sexta (tobacco hornworm) is the source of this 4384-nucleotide messenger RNA. It is a transcript of the gene ASPP, whose product is annotated as apoptosis-stimulating of p53 protein 2. NCBI's taxonomy places the organism in Eukaryota, Metazoa, Arthropoda, Insecta, Lepidoptera, Sphingidae. Gene Ontology annotation, molecular function: p53 binding. The transcript has 15 exons. The record is from RefSeq and is a predicted model, not a curated record. Gene Ontology annotation, cellular component: nucleus. Gene Ontology annotation, biological process: signal transduction; regulation of apoptotic process. Bases 509 to 4081 code for a protein of 1190 amino acids.
UCCAGUCGGAGCGCGUCGCGUGCGCCGGCGUCUGCGCUCCAUUUACAAAACGCAUCUCAUAACAUACAUUUGGAGUGGAUAUUGUGCCUGGUUAACUUAUAUAUGUGAAGUAGUGACUUGACUUGUAUGUGUUGUGAAUGUGGUUUAAUGACUAGUAAAUAAAACUGAGAUUUCAUUAAUUUGAAAUAAUUCGGGAAAAAUAUUAAAUUUUAAUAACAACUAGAUAAACAGAUAUUACAACCUGAAGGGUCGGCAUGGUUCUCAAAAUAAUGUGUAGACAAACUACAGCAACAAAAUAAGAAGCGAGCGCCGCGAGAUUAUUACGAAGAUAUUUUUUUCCUGCAGUUUAAUCUGUAACAUAUUGCUUUGUGUAAUUUAAUACCAGUACGCCCACUCGUUAUCUGGCGAAUAUUGUUAUUUUUCCAUCGCUUUAACCGUGAAACAGUAUAAUAUUAUUGAAGCCAGUUGUAUCGUAAAUAAAACUAUUCAGAUUUGAACCGUGAUAAACAUGGAGUUCCGUACUCCUCAGUUAAACAGUGAACUAAUACAAAGUGUAUAUUCAACAUCUUCGGGACACAGAACACCGUCGGUAGUAAUAGAAGAUCUCAGCGAAGAGGGGCUAUAUCCCGUGAAUGACAAUUAUCUAAUAACUUAUCCAGACAGCGAAGUCGAAUCGGAUGACAUGAAAAAGCCGAUUUGUGACGACAAGAACGAGACUGCUGAACUUCUUAAUCGUUGUUACGAGAAUCCCCUUUUCAUUCCGCCAAGCGAAGUUUUAAAAGAUGAGAUAAGUGACGACGGCGACAGUCAGGAACUAAUGAAGAGUGAGGCAAAAAAGUUUAAGGAUUAUAAGUUUUGUGAGGCAGUUAACGACUUCGACAUCGAGUUAGAAGCGGGUGAAGCGGUGCCUAUAGUGUACCUGUCGACGACGCGCGCCGCGCGGCUGCAGAGAGCACUUCGACUCGCCGGAUACAAAAAGUUGGGGGAAGGGGUGGAGUUGACGUUGGGCGAGCUGCGCGCCAUGGCGCUCCGACAGCAACAGCAGAUCGACACGCAGCACCAGCUGCUGUGCGCGAAGGAGCAGCGGCUGCGGUACCUCAAGCAGCAGGAGGCGAGGCAGCAUCAGGUGGCAGUAGAAGGCGAGCGGUUAAGGCGGUUACGAGAGCGCGUAGAAGCGCAGGAGCUGAAGCUACGACGGCUACGAGCGCUACGCGGGCAGCUUGACAGAAACAAGCAGGCGAACAUCGCACUUACUAGCGACUUGGAGUCGAUACGAGCGCUGUUCAAUGAGAAAGAGAAGGAACUCUCGGUGGCGGUGGCCAAGGUGGAGGAGCUGACGAGGCAGCUCGAGGAGCUCCGCCGUGGCAGGGUGCAGCCGGCGCCGCCUUCCGCGCAUGAGCUGGAUAAACUCAGGCGAGAGCUUAUGUACCGUAACAAGCUGAACGAGCAGCAAAACGGCAGACUGUCGGCGCAGCGCGCAGCGCUCGGCGCUCGGCAGGAAGAGAUGCGCAGCAUCGACCGCCGCGUAUCAGAGCUGCAGGCGCGUCUGCUCCGCAAGAGGGCGCUGAACCGACAACUCGCCGCCGCGCACAGGCAGCCACAGCAGCAAAGCAGGACGAGCAACCCACCACCGAUGCAGCAGUUGCCGAGCUACUCAGCAGGCACUGGCGUGAAUGUCAAUAGUCAACCAAAGAACCAGCCGGCGCGCGGCAACGUCGCCGCCGUCGAGCCCUACAACCACGUGCCGCACGCGCACAGCGUUACCCAUAACAACAAUUUCACUGCAAUGAAGCAAAACGUAAUACAAAACAAUGUGCCAUUGAAACAACUCACACAGAGUGACAACAUACAAAGCCAUAUCACACAAGAAGCUCAUUUCGUGCAGCAGAAACAAAUGGUUAACCCAAUAUUUAAUGGAUACCCCCACACGCAAACGCAAGACAGUCAGUAUCCCGGGCAGUACCCAAACAAACAUGAGAAUUUCCACGUACAGCAAGGGAUAAGUACUGCAUAUGAGCAGAAAACCGACAAAUAUCAAGACUACUUAAAACCCCAAUACAGUCCGAAUAGCACAAGCAGUUCAAAUAGCAACCAAACUGGUAAAGAAUUGAAAAUAAAUGAACAAGAAUUCCUCCCAGAAUUUGCGGCUAGCAAAUCUGAUCCAAAGUAUCAAACGCUGCCGUAUAACACUAAAUUCCCUCAAAACAAUGGUAAGAAGCCAGACAAGAACAACGAAAACCAAGAUCCGAAGACUGCUAUAAACGUGAAUCAUAUGACAGUCCAUUCUACGCCUCUAUCUGUUGUGAACAAGAGUUUGGCAACGCCUCUAAGUCAAGCUGAAGCAGCAUAUCAACAAGAACUAACAUAUCAGUUGCAAAAAUCCGAUUCCUCAACAAGGUGUAACCAAGAGGGGAAGGAAAAUCAUGCAUAUCCUCAAAAUAGGCUAAGUCAAGGCAGUCAGAAUGACUCGAAAAAUAGUGCGGGCAAGAGUCAGCAGAGCAGCGUCUUGAAAGGAAGCUCGCCGAGUCUGGGCUCCAGCACGUCUGCUAGUUCUAUAGGAUUUGGGAAGCCCGUAUCGAGUGUAGCACCCACAUCAGUACAGGUGUCAAGUGGCAAACCGUCACCCAUAUAUCAAACAUCAUCCACUAAGAUACAACCGGUCCAACCGCAAACGGUUCAGACCCAAAGUAUUGCAUCAUCCAAUCAUGUAGCUAGUAACGUGACGUCCCAACCCCAGAUGAUUAGGAACACGGCGUCAGGGUUGUCCACGAGUGCCAGUAACUUCGGCGGACAGAACGCCUCUUCGCAGAGCAUACUGUUGUCGCCACCGCAAAGCGCCAGCACGCCGCUCUCUACUCCGGAUGUUAGUACGGACAAGUCUCCGAAGCCGGCGUUGCCUCCCAAACCGACGAUCAAGACCCCACCCAGACAAUCGGUGAACAACGACAUAUCCACCACGUUUAACCAGACAGAUACGACACCAAUGCCCACCAUACCACUGCCGGAGUCAUCAAACGACAGUGAACAAACACAGAGCCAAAAAGAGUCCAGUAAUGGUAGUAAUAACAACGAAAUGAUUAUCAAAGCUCGGCCUUUAACAAUAAGAAAGCCACCGCUUAGCGAACAGCCUAAAUUAAGAAACCUAAAUAACGCUAAGAAUGGUAUAAGUGUAAGCAUAAAUCGACGGAUUGAAAUGCCGCCAGCAUUUUUGUUUCCUGAAAUGGAUCAUUUGAACAUUGAAAAUGAAAACGGCCUAAAAGAUAAAACGAAACUGAAGGACGAAGUAGAUAGAUCUGUGAGUGACAAAGAGGAUAGUAAAGAUAACAAUAUAGUGUCAGAUAUAACGGAGCAGAUUAGUUCGGUAGAUUUGAACGGUCAGGAUUCUCAGGGGCCUGAGAAUGUACUGAGGCGGACAAAGAAGGGCAACUUGAAACAAGGUGGCAAAGCGCCGCUCGCUAGGCGUGUAAGCUUCGAUCCCCUCGCGCUGCUGUUGGAUGCCAGUUUAGAAGGAGAGUUGGAGCUUGUUAAGAAAACGGCAACUCAGGUGCAGAAUGCAAGCGCUGCAAAUGACGAAGGGAUCACGGCCCUCCAUAAUGCUAUAUGCGCGGGUCAUUACGAGAUCGUCAAAUUCCUAGUGGAACUAGGCUGUGACGUGAACGCGCAAGAUUCAGACGGAUGGACGCCGCUUCAUUGCGCUGCGUCUUGCAACAAUCUGUCCAUGGUCCGCUUCCUCGUCGAUAAUGGCGCGUGUAUAUUCGCAACGACUCUUUCUGAUCACGAGACGGCAGCUGAGAAAUGCGAAGAAGAUGAGGAAGGUUUCGAUGGAUGUUCAGAAUACCUCUACAGCGUUCAGGAGAAACUCGGCAUAAUGAACAACGGUGUGGUGUACGCGGUGUUCUCGUACACGGCGGCGCGCGGCGACGAGCUCUCGUUCGAGACGGGCGCGCGGCUCCAGGUGCUGCGCAAGGGCGACGACAACGAGCGCGAGUGGUGGUGGUGCCGCGACGACGCAGGCCACGAGGGAUACGUGCCCAGGAACUUGCUUGGGUUAUAUCCACGAGUAACCCCGCAGCAAGAUUGAAAAAAAAUAUUAAUAUUAUGACCUAAUUAUUUUGUAAAUACAAUUAGUUCUUUUUAUUUUUUAUGUAUUUAUAUCACUGUAAUCUAAAAUAUCGAAUAUUGUAUACAAUUUUAUCAGAUCUAAUAUUUUGUAAAUAUGUAACUGUUUUAAGUUCAAAACGAAUGAGAUUAUAUUGUACAUUUUAUAAAUAUUGUGAGUCAUCAUUGAUAUUGGUCAUAAAAUUUGUAUAUUGUUCUUAGCAUGUCUGCAAAUGUUGUGAGAUAUUACACAUAAAUUGACAAUACAAAUAAUUAUGAAGAAAUA